Clonostachys byssicola is the source of this 387-nucleotide messenger RNA. The record is from the annotation of a GenBank genome assembly. NCBI's taxonomy places the organism in Eukaryota, Fungi, Ascomycota, Sordariomycetes, Hypocreales, Bionectriaceae.
AUGCAUUUCUCUGCUCUUAUCAUUGCUACUGGCCUCAUGAGCGCCUUGUCUGGUGUCUCAGCUCACGGCCAUGGUGACGGCGUUGCUCGCCUCGGAGCCCGCUCUUCAAAGCAAAUCCUUCACAUGGCUCUUCGAAGUAUCAACAAUGACGAGGCUGAUGCCAUCGUUGCACGAUACUACGAGGAGGCUGGUCUCGCUGAGCGUGAUUUCGGAGACGACCUGGUUUCCAACCUUAUGACGCGCAACCCCCAGUGCCCUAUAUGCCAUAAGCAGCUCAGUGCUAGUAAUGGAGAUCUGGCCAACCACAUGAGAGAUGAGCACGGCGCCCCCGGCAGUGGCUAUGGCAGGGCGGGCGGCAGGCAGCCCGCCAACCGAAAGCUAGUCUAG